CUAGCUCGCAUUUGUGUGCUGAGCGAAAAUACUAUUGGGGAAGUAAACACGACAAAAAAUGGCCUUCCAAAGGAGUGGGACCUAAUCUAUACAUUCAAACGAGAUAUGGAGACUUAAUGUAAACCAUUAGUGCUACAUUUUCUUGAUUACUUACAUUGUAGAUGGUAUCCAGUGAGCUGUAUCUGGCAGUGGAAGACGACUACUUGGCGAAUAAUAUGAAGGAGAUGAUUGGAGGCUGCUGCGUUUGCUCAGAUGAGAGAGGCUGGGCCGAAAAUCCUCUGGUUUACUGUGACGGUCAUGGUUGUAAUGUCGCUGUGCAUCAAGCAUGCUAUGGAAUUGUGCAAGUCCCUACGGGUCCUUGGUUUUGCCGGAAGUGUGAAUCCCAGGAGAGAGCUGCCAGGGUGCGGUGUGAGCUGUGUCCACACAAAGACGGAGCCCUGAAACGCACGGACAAUGGAGGCUGGGCGCAUGUGGUGUGUGCGCUCUACAUCCCGGAGGUGGAGUUCGCCAGCGUAUCCACCAUGGAACCCAUCGUGCUGGCCUCCGUCCCCCACGAGCGCUACAACAAGACGUGCUACAUCUGUGAGGAGCAGGGUAGAGAGAGCAAGGCUGCCACAGGGGCCUGCAUGACCUGCAACAAACAUGGCUGCCGACAGGCCUUCCACGUCACAUGUGCCCAGUUCGCUGGACUGCUGUGUGAGGAGCAGGGCUCUGACGCUGAUAACGUCAAGUACUGCGGCUACUGCAAGUACCACUACAGCAAGCUGAGAAGGAGCAGAGGCCGCUGUAGUAGGGCUCAAAGCUUAAGCGAAUCCUCCUCUCACUCUUUGGAUAAGCACCAUGACCAGGACAAGAAGAAGCACAAAGAGCGCGACCGCCACAAGCCGAAGCACAAGAGGACGCUGGAGCUGCAGCCCUCGCUGGUGCAGGGCCACCUCAUGUCCGCCGCUGAGAAGAGCUACAACAGCGGCGGCAGCGCAGCUCCGAUGGCGUCCAUGUCGGGGCCCGUGCAGAAGCGCAUGGAGGACGGCGCCGCCCGCUUCACCACCGCCAACUUCCAGGAGGUGCCCACCCACACGGGGGCCGCGGGCAAGGAGGGCGCGGGCGCAGGAGCGGGGACGGGGGCGGGAGCGGGGGCAGGGGCGGGCGCGGACGUGAAGGCGGCGGAAGGGAAGAGCAAGAAGGCCAACAGCCACUGCCCGGCGCAGAGGGGGCGCAAGUCGGCGGCGGGGAAACCUCUCGGCGCCGUGGUGACCACCGCCACGUCCUCCACGACCUCUUGCAGCCCGUUCCAGCAGAGUCUCCUGCUGGGCGGCGGCGGCAUCAAGACCUCCAGCGGUUCCGUGGUGCAGCCGGCGGCGGACUUCCAGAGCUUCUCGGAGGCGGGCCUGAGGGGCGGAGACUCGUACGGCUCCACGCCGUUCGGCCGCUUCCUGGCCAAGCCCCUGGGCGAGAGCGGCCCGUCCUCCUCCUCCUCGGAAGCCGCCGUGUUCGGCUCCAUGACGACGCUCCCGGCGUCCUCGUCCUCGUCCUCGUCGCUAGGCGGCGUUGCUAAGCACUACGAGAGCCCUCACGCCGCGUCGGGGGAGCUGGGGGCCCUGGCGGCGGCGGCGGCGGCUGCCGCGGCAACAGCGGUCGGCUACAAGCGCGCCCAGCCGUCCUCCUCCUCCUCCUCCUCGUCCGCCUCGUCGUCGUCGGCGACCGCUGCCGCCUCGGCCGAAGACGGCGUGAAGGGCAAGAAGAAGCGCGGGAACUGGCGCAACCGCUACGGGCCCUGCUUCACCACCACCACCACCACCGCCGCGCCCAGCGAGCCCAAGCUGCCCGACGCCCCCGAGCACGCCACGCACGCAGCGCUGACCUCCACCGCCACCGCCAACCCCACCCUCGCCAGCGCCAUCAUGGCCUCCAGGGUCAGCAGCAACGGGAGCGCAGGAGGAGCAGGAGGAGGAGGAGGUGCAGGAGGAGCAGGAGGAGGAGGAGGAGGAGGAGGAGGAGGAGGAGCAGGAGGAGGUGCAGGAGCAGGCAUGGGCGUAGGGGAGAGUCUGGGUAUCCAGAAGUCCCCAUCUCUUCUCAGGAACGGCAGUUUACAGGGCCUAGGGGUCAACACUGCGCCCGGUGGACCAGGUGCCUUCCCCAGCGGUGAUGUAACAGGUUCGGAGCUACCACCUCAGCAGCAGCAGCAGCAGCAGCAGGUCAACGCCUCUCUAGCGCCACCUGCCCCCUUCAGCUCCACGCCUGCUACUGCACCCAGCACGGCCAACACACACCCCAAUCCGUUAGCUGGCCCCUCCUUCAGCCUGGCCCCACCUCACAUGUUCGGGAACCGCCUGAACCCCAACUCCACCAUGGCAGCCCUCAUCGCGCAGUCUGAGAGCACAGAGCCGGAGCUGGGAGAUGGCACUCACGGCUUCCCCAGAAGAGGAGCGUCACCCAAAGCAACCCUCUCCCCACGGUCUCCUCCGGUAAGCGGGCUGCAUAUCCGCUAUGACCCGUCGUCAGGCUCGUUGGGUGCAGGGCCGGCUGACUCAGUGCUGCCCCCAGUGGCUACCAGUCUGCAGCAGCUGCUGGAGCGGCAGUGGAGCGAUGGACAGCAGUUCCUACUACAGCACGGGGCUCAGGGAGAUGUGGUGGGGAUGCUGAAGUCGCUGCACCAGUUGCAGCAGGAGAACCGGCGUCUGGAGGAGCAGAUCAAGAGCUUGACGAUGAGGAAGGAGCGUCUGCAGCUGCUCAGCGCCCAGCUGGCCGUGCCCUUCACCUCCAGCAGCACCGGCGCCUCGCCACACACACACACACACACGCACACACACACACACACACACCCCAACCACGCACACGCAGAUCUGCUGAGCGGCAGCAGGAGCAUUCAGCUGGGAGGAGGUGUUCUUACAGAUCCCACCCACACUUCUCAGGACAUUGGUGGCCAUGGUAACAGCAGCAGUGGGGGCAGCACGUCGUCGCUCUCCACGCCCCCGUCUGUGUCCCACAGCCCCCCCCAGCCGCAGGUCAACGGCGCCAUGGUGCCCCCCUCGGCGGGCAUGCUGGGGGUUGGCAUGGGGACGGGCGCGGGGGUGCCGGUGGGUCUGAUGGGCGCGCUGCAGGGCGGAGGGGGCGGCGGCAUCAUGAGCGGCAUCGUGGGCGCCCUCAACGGCGUCAUCCACGCCUCGCCCGCCCUCGGCCAGACCGCCAGCCCCCUCCAGCAGCACGCCAACGCCAACGCCGCCUCCGUCGUCACCAGCGGAGCCGUGCCCAUCAGCAGCAGUGUCGCACGUCAGGGCCAGAUCACUGAGCAGCAGAGGCAGUUCCUUCUACAGCAGCAGCAGCAGAUCCAACAUCUCCUCACCUCACCACAGACCACUCAGCAGCAGCAGCAAGCCCUGCUCUAUCAGAUCAUGCAGCAGCAGCAUCAGCACCAGCAGCAUCAACAGCAUCAACAACACCAACAACAUCAACAACACCAACAACAUCAACAGCAUCAACAGCAUCAACAGCAUCAACAUCAGCACCAGCAUCAGCAUCACCAGCAGCAUCAGCAUCAUCAGGACCUCCAGCAGAUGCAGCAGCAGCAGCAGCUCUCCUCUUCCUCCUCUUCUUCCUCCUCCUCCUCCAUUCAGCUGCACCCCCUCGGAGGCCUGCUGCCCUCCGCCGCCUCCGCCCAGGGGUCCCCCCUCUCCUCCAACCCCUUCCUGGCCAUGCACUCCGACCCUGCUGCAGCGGCCACCUCCGCGCAGAAGAACGCCAGGUUAUCAGAGAAGGCGGUGGCGGUGUCGGGGCAGGAGAAGACUUGACGUGCAUGGGCUGUGUUCUGCCUGUAGGACAGCACUUCACCACACCAACCUCUCUCUCUCUCAGGGGCCUCGCCGGAUCCGCACAGAACCAAGACGGACUAUAUCCUCAUCAAACCCCACACCACCCUCACCGCACCCCACACCACCCCACCGCACCCCACACCCCACACCACCCUCACCAAACCCCACACCACCCUCACUGUACACCACACCACCCUUACCCCACACCACACCACCCUCACUGCACAGACUUCAGCUGCACAAAAACACACCACCCCACCCCACCCUCUCCCACACCACCCUCUCCCACAACACACCACCCCACCACCAGGCGUUCCAUGCGACGCCAACACGCUCAUGGCACACGCUGGAGAUAACAGCACUGGACUGGGCGUUGGAGAUAACAGCACUGGACUGGGCGUUGGAGUCGCUCGCUUCGGGGGAAAAAAACUGGGUCUGGAUGCCGGAGAGAAGCAGACUGGCUGAACGCUCGCGCUGCGCUGCGGACACAGGAAGUGACACGGGUCCAGGGAGGGUGGUGCUAGGGCUGCUAUUGGCUGGAGACGGUGCUGGUGGGGAGGGGCCAUCAGGUCACACUUCUGGUCGUGGGAUCAAUCGUACUGUUCUCUCGUUUCUUCUCUCUUCUUUCCUCUCCUUUUUCCCGUUUUAAUUGUGUUCUUUUUUUUUAAUUAUUUCGAAAAGAACCUCUGACCACUGUUACCUCUCAGAGCCUGUCCUUUAACGCAGAGUUUUAACGAGCAUAGAGAAGCUGUAAUGUAAUACUAAUAUAUGCGGACGACACUUGGACUCCCGGUGAUGGUGAUGGUGAUGAUGGGGAAGCGCUGUUGUUGUUGAUGAUGUUGUUGUUGUUGUUGUUGUUGUUGUUGUUGUUUUGUGGACGUGGGAAUCCUGAAGUGACCUUUCACACGACUGCCUUCUGCCCGACCCCCGCUCGUCUCCAGCCACUCGAGGCAUUCCAAAGCUCCCUGACCUCUGACCUGCUGUGCCGCGCCGCAACGCAACUCUCCCUCUCGGAGCACCUACCUCUCUCUCUUUAUCUCUCUCUCGCGCGCUCCCACACACACACACACACACGCAUACCUGGACCAGCAGCUACGAACCCAAACCCAAGUGCCUGGCGACCUCCACCUACACACCCCUACCCCCCCCAGCGUGACCAGUAGGCAGCAUAAACUAGGAACUUUUUGUCUGCUACCGUACUGAUUCACUCACUCACUCACUCACUCGUUCACUCUCUCACUCUCUCUCAGACUCCUCGUGUUUGAUUAUUAAUGAGUUGCUUAAAGAACUGUCCACUCUGACUACUUUGCAAAGCUAUUGUUUUGAUGUUUUGAGAUGCUACCCAGAAUAUCUGUGCUGCGAUUGAAAUAACAACUUUAUAUUGUCCUCCUUAUUUAUUUGCAAUUUGUUUUGCAUACAUCAGGCACAAGAAUACUAUAUUUUAGGAGGUAUCAGUUUGUUCUUCAAGCUUUUUCAUAGUAUUGUACAAAAUACUUUUGACACUCAAGAACCUUUGGGAUCCUCUUGUAAAAGUUUUGAUUUAAAUAAAUUGUCCUGUAUUAGAAAUAUUGAAAUACUUGACAAUUAAAAAUGGAGGUUCUUAGUCUUGU
This is a messenger RNA of Sardina pilchardus (European sardine), 5419 nucleotides long. Its product is annotated as protein AF-10-like. The record is from RefSeq and is a predicted model, not a curated record. Lineage: Eukaryota; Metazoa; Chordata; Actinopteri; Clupeiformes; Clupeidae. Gene Ontology annotation, biological process: regulation of transcription by RNA polymerase II. The transcript is spliced from 20 exons. The coding region runs from base 162 to 3788 and encodes 1208 amino acids. Gene Ontology annotation, molecular function: histone binding; nucleosome binding. Gene Ontology annotation, cellular component: nucleus.